Nicrophorus vespilloides is the source of this 1598-nucleotide messenger RNA. RefSeq names its product 46 kDa FK506-binding nuclear protein-like. The transcript has 5 exons. Lineage: Eukaryota; Metazoa; Arthropoda; Insecta; Coleoptera; Silphidae. The record is from RefSeq and is a predicted model, not a curated record. The coding region runs from base 204 to 1478 and encodes 424 amino acids. Gene Ontology annotation, cellular component: chromatin; nucleolus. Gene Ontology annotation, molecular function: macrolide binding; peptidyl-prolyl cis-trans isomerase activity.
GAGUGCGCCAGCGGGCACAUUUUCAUAAAUUUUUUGCGCCCACCUCGUCUCUGGCAAAGCAAAUCAUCAACGGUCAUUCGAUUCAGCUCGCAUCCAGGGCUCUGAACAGCGAAGAAAAAGUCAGCUCUCCGCCACAAGAAAACACUCGCUUCUGCUGUUUAUUCUUCUCAUUUUAACAGACGACGAAACGCACAGCUUCCAACAUGUUCUGGGGACUCAUUAUGGAACCGCAGAAGCGUUACUCGCAAACCGUCCACAGGUCGUUCCACAUCUCGAUGGCUGCCUUGGACCUGUGCUCAUGCACUGACGAACCGGUCCAGGUGAUGUGCGGCUUCGAGAACAGAAAGUAUCUGCUCUGCACAUUGCAAAAGGACAAGAUCCUCCAGGUCCCACUCGAUGUCAACUUUGAGGUUGGAGAUCAAAUUUCCUUCAUCACAAAUGGAGAAUCGCAUGUGCACCUCACGGGUUACUUGAAUGAGGAUUUCAACUUGGAUGAAGAGGAUAUCGAGGAGGAGGAAGAUGAUGAUGAACAGGAGUUGGAUGUGAGCCAGAGCAAUAUCGUCAGCGGAAAACGGGCGAAAAAGAUGUGCAGCAACUCGUUGCAACUUUCAUCAAAUAGUUUAGCGCAAAAAAUUAACGUUAAACUCAACGCUUUGGCACAAAAAGACGCCCCGCCUGCUAAGAAGAGCAAAACAAUGCAACUGCUGGACAGCGUGAACAGCCAAGAUGAUGAUGACUCAGAUGAUUCUGAUGUCAACUUGUCGGAUAUUUUAAAUGAAGAUGAUGAUGAGGAUGAAGACGAGAGCAACGUUCAGGAAGAAGGCGAGGAAGACGACGACGAUGAUGAAGAUGGCGCCGAAGAGGAAGAUGAUGAUGAGGAUGGCGCUGAAGAGGAUGAUGAUGAUGAUGAAGAAGAGGAGGAGGAAGAUGAUGACGACGACGACGACGAUGAAGAAGAGGACGUGAAGCCGAAGAUGAACGGAACUGCUAAGGAUGCCAAGAAGAACAAGGUCGCUGAGGUGACUGGCAAGAAGCAGAAGGAGCAACAAGUUAAGCAGGAGAAGAACCAACAACAGCAGCAGGAGAAGAAGGGCGAUAAGAAGCAGCAGCAGCAGCAGGAGAAGAAGGAAGUUGCUCAGAAGAAGAAAAUCGAGGGCGGAGUGUUAAUCGAGGAUAUGAAAGUGGGCAACGGUAAAGUCGCGCAGAAGGGCAAGACCGUUCAGGUGUACUACGAAGGUCGCUUCAAGACCAACAACAAAGUGUUCGAUUCGACGACCAAGGGAGCCGGUUUCAAGUUCCGUUUGGGCAAGCAGGAGGUCAUCAAGGGAUGGGAUGCUGGUGUCGCUGGCAUGAAGGUCGGCGGUAAACGUCGCAUCGUCUGUCCACCACAUAUGGCUUACGGCCCGAAAGGAUCUCCACCUGUAAUCCCACCGAACUCGACGCUCGUCUUCGAAGUGGAACUGAAGAACGUCCACUAAACAGCAACUGCAUCAGCAGCAAUUAUUCGCUGUGGAUAAUUCACAUGAACUGACAUCAUUUACUUUUAAUUCGAAUGCGUCGUCGAGUCGUGUCUUUUUUUUUCUUUUAAUACUUAUUAA